AUGGGUGACUGGAGUUUUUUGGGGAACAUUUUGGAAGAGGUGAAUGAACAUUCCACUGUCAUUGGCAGAGUCUGGCUUACAGUGCUCUUCAUUUUCCGCAUCCUGAUCCUAGGCACUGCUGCAGAGUUUGUAUGGGGAGAUGAGCAGUCGGACUUUGUGUGCAACACACAGCAGCCGGGUUGUGAGAAUGUCUGCUAUGAUGAGGCCUUCCCCAUCUCCCAUAUCCGGCUUUGGGUACUACAGAUCAUCUUUGUCUCCACUCCCUCACUGGUUUACUUGGGUCACACUGUACACCAUGUAAGGAUGGAAGAGAAAAAGAGAGAGCGGGAACAAGCAGAGAAGGCUCUACAACGGCAAGCUGAAGGAGAUGAUGAAAACUCAUCCCUUGAUCCAGACCAUAAGAGUCCAAUAUCUACCAAGGAAACCAAACGAUUCCACCUUGAGGGAACACUUCUCAGAUCCUAUAUCUGCCACAUAUUUUUCAAAACACUGUUUGAGGUGGGAUUCAUCGUGGGUCAGUACUUCCUUUAUGGCUUCAGAAUUCUUCCUCUUUACCGCUGUGGCAGGUGGCCUUGCCCCAAUCUGGUAGAUUGUUUUGUGUCUAGACCUACAGAAAAAACUGUUUUUAUCAUGUUUAUGUUGGUUGUAGCAUCAGUGUCCCUCUUUCUCAAUCUUGUGGAGAUCAGCCACUUGGGUCUUAAGAAGAUUCAGAAUGCCUUCAGGAGACCAGUUCAACAACAGCCUGUAGAAACCCUAGAGAAGCCCCUUCACUCUAUUGCUGUUUCAUCAAUCCAAAAGGUCAAAGGUUACAAGCUGCUGGAGGAGGAGGAGAAGCCAGCAUUUCACUACUUCCCUUUGACAGAAGCGGGAGUAAAAGCUGUACCUGUUCCUCCUUCAUUUAAUGGGUUUGAGGAGAAGAUCAGUAUGGAACACCUGGAGGACAUUCCGAGUGUCUUUGAAGAACACUUGCCAUCCUAUGCCCAAAUGGAUGAACAGGAAGAGGAGAAAGUGGAAGCAGGAGAGGAGCCAGAACAAGGGGUGGCUGAAGAGGUCCAAGAAGAUGAACAAACAGAGGAAGAACUGACAGAGAAAGUGGAAGAAAAAGUAGAAGAAGAGAAGCACAUGGAGGAUGAGCAAGAGCUAGGGCCAGAGCCUUCAGAAGAGGACACAGCCCUACCAUCUGUGGAUCUUACAGCUGACACAAGACCCCCUAGCAGGUUAAGCAAAGGUAGUAGUCGGGCCAGGUCAGAUGAUCUGACUGUAUGA
Molecule: messenger RNA, 1266 nt
Organism: Sceloporus undulatus (fence lizard)
Lineage: Eukaryota; Metazoa; Chordata; Lepidosauria; Squamata; Phrynosomatidae
Gene: GJA8
Product: gap junction protein alpha 8
Exons: 1
Coding region: 1-1266 (421 amino acids)
Biological process (GO): cell communication
Cellular component (GO): connexin complex
Source: RefSeq, a predicted model, not a curated record